Molecule: messenger RNA, 2181 nt
Organism: Aspergillus steynii IBT 23096
Lineage: Eukaryota; Fungi; Ascomycota; Eurotiomycetes; Eurotiales; Aspergillaceae
Product: phosphoribomutase PRM15
Exons: 10
Coding region: 101-1906 (601 amino acids)
Biological process (GO): purine ribonucleoside salvage; carbohydrate metabolic process
Molecular function (GO): magnesium ion binding; phosphopentomutase activity
Source: RefSeq, a predicted model, not a curated record
UUCCUUUCUCCCGCUUGAUACUAUUCUUAUUCGUGAUUAUUAUUCCCCUGCCUUUCACCACGCUCUGGGUUGUCGGAUUCCUGCUGGAUCCCAUCCAAUCAUGUCUGCCAUCGCAACCGAGGAUUCGCUGUCGCCGUUGAUCCAAAAAUGGCUUGAGUGGGACCAAGAUCCUGCCACGCGUGCGGAAAUUGAGCAGCUGCGAGAUGCUGGUGCUGUCAAGGACCUAGAACAACGCCUCCAGAACCGCAUCCAGUUUGGUACGGCUGGUCUCCGGGGCCGGAUGGCAGCAGGAUUCUCAUGCAUGAAUCCUUUGACGGUCAUCCAGGCAUCCCAGGGUCUAGCCAAAUACCUGAAAGACAAACAUUCCGGUAUUGCAUCCGCCGGUGUGGUCAUUGGCCAUGAUGCUCGGUACAACUCGGCCAGAUUCGCUGCUCUGGCAGCAAAUGCCUUCAUUGCUCUAGAGAUCCCUGUUUGGUUCUACCCCCAGCCUUCGGUGACACCAUCGGUCCCAUUCGGUGUAACCCAUCUGCAGGCUGCGGCAGGAAUCAUGGUCACUGCAAGUCACAAUCCAGCUCAAGACAAUGGCUACAAAGUCUACUUCAAAAAUGGAGCCCAAAUCAAUACCCCCAUGGAUGUAGAAAUCGCCCAGUCGAUUGAGGAAAACCUGGUCCCUUGGACUGGUGCCUGGAAGGACCAGCAACCCGGCGAAUAUCUCCACACUGAUGCUUAUAGGAGGGUCCUGCCGGAAUAUACGAAGACAGCUUGGCAAUAUGCUAAAUCCACCGUAACCAAAUGGGGACCUCCGAGCCCUUUUGUGUAUACUCCGUUACACGGGGUUGGUGGCUUGGUUUUCCCGGACCUGUGCCAGUCCGUGGGAAUCAACAACCUAUCUCCUGUAGCAGAGCAGAUCCAGCCCAAUCCAGACUUCCCCACGGUUUCAUUCCCAAAUCCCGAGGAAGCCGGGGCCUUGGAUCUUGCCAUGCAAACAGCCGACAAGGAGGGGAAGACCCUUAUUGUCGCCCAUGAUCCAGAUGCGGAUCGGUUUGCAGCGGCCGAGAAAGUCAAUGGUUCUUGGUUUCCUUUUACGGGAAAUCAUGCCGGCGUGCUCCUAGCAUCACAUCUCUUUGAGUCUCUACAGGGCCGGGAGGACAAGCCCCGUGUUGCCGUUCUAAACUCCACGGUCUCCUCGGGCAUGCUGGACAAAAUGGCUUCGGCUAACGGAAUACGUUUCCAGGAGGCAUUGACAGGGUUCAAAUGGAUGGGUAAUAUCUCGCGGAACCUCGAGGACGAAGGAUACUACGUGCCCUAUGCAUUUGAAGAGGCCCUCGGGUACAUGUUCCCAGAGGUCUGCUACGACAAGGAUGGCAUUACUGCCGCACUGGUCUUCUUGUCAGCGGAGGCAAAGUGGAGGUCUCAAGGACUCACACCCUACACGAAACUACAGCAACUCUUCAAGGAGUUUGGCCACUUCGAGACCCUCAAUACCUACUUCCGAUCCCCCAACCCGGCCACGACAGGGAGCUUGUUUGAAGCCAUCAGGGGCGGGCCCUACCAGGCCGAGAAAUCUUUGGGAUCAUUCAAGAUUCUGAGAUGGCGAGAUAUGACGGAAGGCUAUGAUUCCGGAACCCAAAACCACAAACCGACACUGCCCGUGGACAAAUCCAGUCAUAUGCUGACCUUGUGGCUUGAUCGGGAUGUUCGGUUUACCAUCCGAGCCUCAGGAACAGAGCCCAAAGUCAAGGUGUACAUUGAAAGUUGUGGUGCAUCUCGCGAACAGGCCACGGAUGCUGUUUGUGAUGCUUUCCUGGCCGUUCUGAAGGAAUGGAUCCAGCCUUCUGCUCCAUCAAUGACGUACAGCAAACAGCUGCCCACAUCCUCUGGACAUGUAUACACAGUUCCGGAGUAGGGUUAUCCGGUUGGGUAAGGGCUCUUGAAUUGGCUUGGUUUACCUAUUGGAACGUCUCCAGAGGGAAACUGCAGGCGACUUCUAGACUGUCCCACACUAAUCUAUCCUAUGAGGGAGAGUUCAUGGAUAAAUUUCCUAAGAAAUGACCCCGAAAUAGAGCAAUCUGUCCAUAUUGACUUCAAAUAUCAAUCAAGGGUGGUGUAGCAUCAAGAACAAACAAAAUCAAUGUCAUACAGCAUUUAUAGCGCAUAGCAAUGAUCAAAUCUAUUGGCUAC